Messenger RNA from Orycteropus afer afer, 1041 nucleotides. RefSeq names its product cyclin dependent kinase 20 (gene CDK20). Gene Ontology annotation, cellular component: nucleus. The record is from RefSeq and is a predicted model, not a curated record. Gene Ontology annotation, molecular function: cyclin-dependent protein serine/threonine kinase activity; ATP binding. The transcript has 8 exons. Lineage: Eukaryota; Metazoa; Chordata; Mammalia; Tubulidentata; Orycteropodidae. Gene Ontology annotation, biological process: protein phosphorylation. Bases 1 to 1041 code for a protein of 346 amino acids.
AUGGACCAGUACUACAUCUUGGGUCGCAUAGGGGAGGGUGCCCAUGGAAUUGUCUUCAAGGCCAAACACGUCGAGACUGGGGAGAUAGUUGCCCUCAAGAAGGUGGCUCUGAGGCGACUAGAGGACGGCAUCCCCAACCAGGCCCUGCGGGAGAUCAAGGCUCUGCAGGAGAUCGAGGACAAUCAGUAUGUGGUGCAGCUGAAGGCUGUGUUCCCACAUGGUGCUGGCUUUGUACUGGCCUUUGAAUUCAUGCUAUCUGAUCUGGCCGAAGUGGUGCGCCAUGCCCAGAGGCCACUGGCUCAGGCACAGGUUAAGAGCUAUCUCCAGAUGCUGCUCAAGGGUGUUGCCUUCUGCCAUGCCAACAACAUUGUGCAUCGGGACCUGAAACCAGCCAACUUGCUUAUCAGCGCCUCAGGCCAGCUCAAGAUAGCGGACUUUGGCCUGGCCCGGGUCUUUUCCCCAAAUGGCAGCCGCCUCUAUACCCACCAAGUGGCCACCAGAUGGUACCGAGCCCCUGAGCUCCUGUAUGGUGCCCGCCAGUAUGACCAGGGUGUUGACCUAUGGGCUGUGGGCUGCAUCAUGGGAGAACUAUUGAAUGGAUCUCCCCUUUUCCCUGGGGAGAACGACAUUGAACAGCUCUGUUGUGUGCUUCGCAUCCUGGGUACCCCCAGCCCUCAAGUCUGGCCGGAGAUCACUGAGCUACCUGACUACAACAAAAUCUCCUUUAAGGAGCAGGAACCUGUACCCCUGGAAGAAGUGCUAUCUGAUGCCUCUCCCCAAGCCUUAGACCUGUUGGGUCAGUUCCUCCUCUACCCUCCUCACCAGCGCAUCACAGCCUCCCAGGCCCUUCUGCACCAGUACUUCUUCACAGCUCCCCUGCCUGCCCACCCUUCAGAGCUGCCGAUUCCCCAGCGCUCAGGGGGACCUGCCUCCAAAGCCCACCCAGGACCCCCUCACAUCCAUGACUUCCAUGUUGACUGGCCUCUUGAGGAGUCAUUGUUGAACCCAGAGCUGAUUCAGCCCUUUAUCCUAGAGGGGUGA